GCCCUUCGCCUCUUCUCGAUGAUCCGACCUGGAGAUAAGAUUCUCGUCCACAUUUCUGAUGGCAAAUCCUCCAUGGCUCUUCUACACUGCCUUCACGCCUACCAAGAACUGCUUCAGCAGGAAAGUACUGACCAGACUAACUCAAAUGUCUUCGAAAUUGGCACAGUUGUCGUCGCUCUGGCCUUUGAGAACUAUGAACUUAUGCCACUGGUCAAUUACCUAAAGGCACUUGGUGUGACGAAUUAUUACGAGAAGCAACAUAUGAAUAACUACUGCUCACACUCACUGGACCUCUGCUCGAGUUUGAAGCAGAAAGUCAUUUAUAACGUCGCCAGAAAGCACGGCUACAACGUGCUGGCUCUUGCUCAAAAUCUUGAUGACAUGGCCAUUAGUUUUCUCUCCUCGGUAUUUAACAACGGAAGCAUUCAAACUAUGGAGGCGAAUGUCGAACUAAAGGGCUUGCACCUUCGUCUGAUUCGACCCCUAGUAUUUUGUCGAGAAGCGACCAUAGAAGACUUCGUUAGUGCUUCAAGGAUGGAGCAAACAAGACUGAAAGAUAUUCUCGCAGCCGAGGAGAGUAACAAUCCCCACCUCUUCAACAGUAUAAUCAGCGCAAUCUCUCCACUGCUCCAUUUGUCUUCCCAGUCAGACGUCAUUUUGGACUCCGCCAAUGCAGGACAAUGUCGACAACCGAUCUGGAAGAAAGCUGAAAACUGA
This is a messenger RNA of Mesocestoides corti, 717 nucleotides long. Lineage: Eukaryota; Metazoa; Platyhelminthes; Cestoda; Cyclophyllidea; Mesocestoididae. The record is from the annotation of a GenBank genome assembly.